CAGUCGCUACGCUGCUCCGAACUUGUCGGAUCAAAGCAAACAUCGAAAAUUCGUGGCACUCUAGAAAAACCGACAACAAGGGGAUUUUAGAGUGACUACCAUGUCCUCGGCUGCGGUACCCUUACUGGAUGAAGCCGUUCCGUUCGGCGAGGAGGAUGAAAUCAACCAGGAUGGCAUCGUCAAAAGGCUCUCCCACCCGUACGUGACGUUCUUUCACAUCGCGUUCCGCGCAGCGGCCAUUGCGACGUACUUGUUCUGUGGUUGGUUCAGUAGCAGCUUCAUCACGAGCUUCGUGUUCGUGGUACUGCUGCUGUCGGCCGACUUUUGGACGGUGAAAAACAUCACCGGUCGCUUGCUGGUGGGACUGCGCUGGUGGAACUACGUGGACGACGCUGGCGUAUCGCACUGGAUCUUCGAAUCGAAAAAGGGCGAAAGCUACACCCCCAAAUUCAACCCGCACGAAGUGCGCAUCUUCUGGAUGGCGCUCGUGCUAUGUCCGGUUAUCUGGGCGUUCUUCUUCAUCGUGGCUCUGUUUGGCUUCAAGUUCAAGUGGCUGCUGUUGGUGCUCAUCGCGCUCGCCUUGAAUGGUGCCAAUUUGUAUGGCUACGUUAAGUGUAAUUUUGGCGCUGGCGCGAAUCUUAGCACUACGACGACCGAUUUCGUGAAGAAACAAGUGCUGAAAAACGCUGUGAAUCUGAUGGCAACCCAAGCCAGUAGCUCGGAUGGUGCAGGAGGGGCGAAUAGGCCCACUAGCAUAGUGUAAACAUGUGUAGAGUAGCUCACAAUCUCAGCAACUUCGGCAAAUUCCCGUGUUCCAAGCAUGCAGCGCAAUCCAUGAGUAUUGCCGCAACAUUUAAACAGACCGUACUCCGCAUCACAUACGGGACCUUUCCUUCCGCUUUUUUUCAUUGUGCCCAUAGACCAAAUCAAGAUAAUUAUGCCUCUUUUCCGGCACUGCUUCAGACUGAAGAAUGAUUGGACCUUUACAAACCUUUUUAGCUUAUUAGUUGCAAAUUGCUGUGAAAAGCUGUUAAAUAAAAAAGAAACAUGCCAUGUGUUUACGAUA
This is a messenger RNA of Anopheles darlingi, 1066 nucleotides long. RefSeq lists its product as uncharacterized. NCBI's taxonomy places the organism in Eukaryota, Metazoa, Arthropoda, Insecta, Diptera, Culicidae. The transcript has 4 exons. Bases 101 to 763 code for a protein of 220 amino acids. Gene Ontology annotation, biological process: vesicle-mediated transport; protein secretion. Gene Ontology annotation, cellular component: Golgi membrane. The record is from RefSeq and is a predicted model, not a curated record.